Messenger RNA from Calypte anna (Anna's hummingbird), 819 nucleotides. RefSeq lists its product as uncharacterized. Gene Ontology annotation, molecular function: structural constituent of cytoskeleton. Gene Ontology annotation, cellular component: intermediate filament. The record is from RefSeq and is a predicted model, not a curated record. Lineage: Eukaryota; Metazoa; Chordata; Aves; Apodiformes; Trochilidae.
AUGGCUGGGGAUAAACUGUUUAGGAAGGACAGGAAGGGCAAGAGAGGAGUGGCUGUCAUUCUCUAUGUCAGUGACCAACGAUUGUUCAUGGAGCUCUGCCUGGGGAUGGAUGAGGAGCUGACAGAGACCCUGUGUGUCAGGAUUAAGGGGAAGACAGGGGCAAGAGGGACAACACAGCAAAGCAACCGGCAUUGCAGAAACCUCCUCGAGUGCAUUGAUGACAACAUCCUCCUCCAAACGGUAGAGGAACCAGUCAGAAAAGCUGCUUUGCUGGACCUUGUUCUCACCAACAGAGAUGGGCAGUGCAGGAAACCAGGGCACAGCCCAUACCAUUACCUGGGACGCUUUGCAUUUGACAGGAGCUUGUCAGAAAAUUAUUACUUCAACAGGUUGCAUCUGGGCCAGAGGCAGUGCAGGGCUGCUAUAAAAGGCAGCCCAGCUCUCUGCUCCCUCAUCCACUUUUCUCACCUCCUUCUCCUUGGGAAUCAGGUAAACCUCUCUCCCAGAGACAUGUCCUGCUACAACCAGUGCCAGCCCUGCGGCCAGUCCUGUGGCCCAACCCCUCUGGCCAGCAGCUGCAAUGAGCCCUGUUGCAGGCAGUGCCAGAGCUCCACUGUUGUCAUUGAGCCCUCCCCCGUGGUGGUGACCCUGCCCGGACCCAUCCUCAGCUCCUUCCCACAGAACACCGUCGUGGGCUCCUCCACCUCUGCUGCUGUUGGCAGCAUCCUCAGCUGUGAUGGAGUGCCCAUCAACUCCGGGGGUGUGGACCUCUCCUGCAUUACCAGCCGCUACUGCGGCAACAGAUGUAGGCCAUGCUAA